Messenger RNA from Topomyia yanbarensis, 907 nucleotides. RefSeq names its product calcium and integrin-binding protein 1-like. The record is from RefSeq and is a predicted model, not a curated record. The transcript has 5 exons. The coding region runs from base 158 to 712 and encodes 184 amino acids. Lineage: Eukaryota; Metazoa; Arthropoda; Insecta; Diptera; Culicidae. Gene Ontology annotation, molecular function: calcium ion binding.
GUGACAGUAGUAAACUGUGGCACGUAAUAAGAAUUUAAAAACAAAUUUUUCAUCUAAAUUUAUUUGUGUCAAAAAAUCAUCAAUCGCUGCUCAAAUUCUCUUCCUAUAUCAACUGAUGUUCUAUCCACGACAAUAACCACCGACUAAACGUUCCAGAAUGGGUCAAGUUAAAAGCCAAUUCACCGAGGAGGAAUUACAAGACUACGAAGAUCUGACAUACUUCACCAAAAAGGAAAUUCUCUAUGCCCACAAAAAGUUCAAAAGUCUCGCCCCAGAAAAAGUAGGACAUAAUAAAAACGCUCGUCUGUCGAUGAACAAGAUUCUCCAGUAUCCGGAGCUGAGGGUUAAUCCAUUCGGCGAUCGGAUCUGCAAAGUAUUUAGUUCUAACAAUGGGGAGGUUUCGUUUGAGGACUUUCUCGAUAUGAUGUCUGUGUUUUCGGAUGCGGCCCCUAAAUCAGUCAAGGCGGAGCAUGCCUUCAGGAUAUUUGAUUUUGAUGGCGAUGAUAUGAUUGGUAAAAGUGAUCUCAAGCAGGUGAUACAAAGAUUGACGGGGUACAAUAACGCUCUCAGUGAUGGUGAUAUCGAACAACUGAUAACGAACAUACUGGAAGAAGCCGAUUUGGAUGAUGACGGAGCGCUUUCUUUCGCCGAGUUUGAGCAUAUUAUUGACAAGUCCUCCGAUUUUACAAACUCCUUUCGCAUUCGGUUGUAAAUGUGUAUCGCAAAUAUCCAUCAACUUUAGUUCCAAAAAAUCAGCAAUCUCUUUUCACUUGGAUAGUGAAACAUCUCAUUAGAAAAUGUACUCGAAUAUUUAGAAAAUUGUUUUAUUACUGUCCAUUGUGUAAUGUGUUAUUUUAAAUAAAUGCUAAUAUUUUGCGUAAAUGCCAUUUUCUAAGGCUGUAAAUAA